GACUCACCCUCGCUCACUUGCAUCUCGUCCUGGAUCUAAAGGUCGCCGACGACACACGACUCUGCCUAGCAUCCUCCCCACCACAAUCACCACCACCUCAUCUCGACGACUCGGACCGUCCGGCCCGCGACCACUGUACCGCCACUGUCCUUCCAUCAAAUCAUAGACACACGCUCUCGAGUUCCAGAGGACGGCCCACCUCGCCGUUCGCCAUUGACGUCACGAGGUCUCGCGGGCGGAGCACCGGGACGGCUCAUUAUUCGAUCCUCACCACUCAUCAUCCGCCAAGUAGCUAGUCAGGAACGACAAAACCCACGCCAAUCGACCCUUUCAGGCAAGCCAAGCCUCCAUCUCGACGCAGCUCUUAAGUCUCUCUGCCUCAACUACCUUGCUCGUCUCGAGCUUCGAUCCUCGCCGCUCUCCACAACCAGCUUCUUGCCCCGUCAAGUCUCAUCUGCCUCUCCUGCUGCUUGCAAGGAGGGUGAUCCGGCAGCCGCGAAUGCUCAAGGGCGUUGCAUCCACGUAUACCUGGAGCCAGUCUGAUCUCGAAGACUUGGGCCCACCAUCCAGCUCCACUAGAGCUCAAAAGCCAGAUGCUUCUCAAGUACCCUCGUCGUCUGCACACCAGCAGUCCCUCUCCAUCUCACUAGACUUUCUUAAGCACGGAGGAGACGAAUCCGACAGCCAUCAGGCACGCAAAGAGACUCAUCGAGCUGUCGCGCCACCAUCGCCAUCUGCAGCCUGGCAAGCGUCGCCUAGACCGACGUCCCUCUCCCGCCACCUGUCGAACAAGGCGAUCAACCAGCAGCAAUCAGUGCCAGGUAGCAUUCCCAUUGGAGGCGGCUACUCUCCUUCAUCUAACCAGCACUCAGCUGGUAGCCCCUUCUCGAGCGGUCACAGCGACGCUCACUCGCCUUGGGCAGUCGGCGGCGAGCACAGCCAGAGCUGGUAUCGACGUACAUCCAAUCUAGUAGAAGCUUCAGACCCAGUCGUCCUCUCCAGCUCGCAGAGGAGCAACCGCGAUCGAUCCCUUUCUCGUGGCUCAGCUUGGCAUCAAGAAGGUAGUACGAACGGCAACAGCAACGGCAUCCCAGCCUUUGGGACCUCACCCCACUCGGUAGACGCAGACUCCAAGUCAGUCAGCGGCUUCCCUGGUUCAGUCGACAGCCCAGCUUCAGACUCCUCCCACAAGUUCUGGCCUCCCGACGUCCGCAGAGGCCAUUUGGCUCCAGCCCUUCUGCGGUCACAGAGCAGCAACGCUACCAGUAGUAACGGCUCUUUACGCGGUAUGGCUGCCAGCCCCAAUCUGGGCUUCGUCCCCUGGGCACUCAAUGCCCCAGACCCGAUCACCCGACAGUCAACGGACGGCUCGUCGGGUCGCUCAGCAUCGCAACAGAAUCGCCGCGGGCCGAGCCCAUCGCGGAGUGACGCUAGAGACUACACAUCGUCGCCUCGUGUUCUCGAGACCAUGCCGGAGGGUAUCGAACACCACGCCAUCUCGUCGCUCGGCAUUGGAGAGCAGAACCAGCAGAGCUAUCAUCCCGCUCGCUUGCGUCAGCGCUCUUCAUCCAGCGCGGCAGCCUACGGCGACCCUCACGACCACGCUCUAGCGCAGCACCAGUACCAGCCGCAGAUCAGCCCGCGCGUCGGUGACGGACAUAGGGAGCUCAGCAGCAGUGGGGGCGCUGGUGGUGGCGGAGUUGGUCACUCCUGGGAGGAUGGAGGAGGGGAGACAGCGCGUCAGAGCCCUGUAGAGCGAAGGUCUGCUCUGGCAGGAUACGGAGACCAUCCUGCUACGUACCAGGACAGGCAUGGUCCUUCCUUUUUUGGCAGCGAAUCGCGCAGGCACUCAUUCAGCACACCAGCAGACUCGGCCCUUGGGGCCGGCGCCAUGGGGUACGGCCCUGCGGCCAGCCGACGUGCGGUGGGCUUCGAGCCUGUCGCCGAGUCUAGUGGACCUACUAGAAGCGCCUCUCUGGAUCGCGGAGGUCUAGCAUAUCUGGAGUCAGAGACGCCGCGCGCACCAGACCGUGCUGGGAAUCAGGGUUUCUCAGAGGACGACCUCACGACCGACCUUGGCCAGCUGAACGCUGAGCUUGACAAGAUCUCGGCAGAACAGCAAGAGUUUGAUGCUCGAGCCGCGCGAGGCGCGACUGCAGGUGGUGCCGGCAUUGGCAUCGGCAUGCGCGUCCCAUCCUCUCAAGCAGCUGCUACUGGGGUUCAUGCUUCGUCGAUGCCUCCCCUCUUCGGUCAGCAGUACGGCUCGCCUCCCGACUGGGCUUCGGUCAUCUCUGACGAGGCCAACGGUGUCGGGAGUGGAAAUGGAUUCGGUCUUUCGCCAAAUGCAAAGGCUUUCGCGGUAGGAGGAGGCGGACCGGGAAGUGCUUGGGCGAAUCAGCAGCACCACCACCACCACCACCAGCAGCAGAGCAUUCCCUUCGGUGCCUACCCCCAGCCAACGUCCCCUUUCCCACAUAUCAACCACCAGCAACAGUCGCAUCACGUCGCGCAGCCUCACCCUUAUGGAGGGCAGCAGCCGCCGCAGCUUAGCAUGGCCCCACCACCGCCAUCUGGCAUGCUCAAUGAAUGGGCUCUUCACUCUCUUGCCACCCUCGCCCCCUCGGCAGGCGGCGGAGCUGCAGCACCGGGUACGCCAGGCUUUGCCCCUCCUCCAGGCUCAAGCAACGCGGGCCCCUCCACCUUACAGGACCUCGGAAGGGGCGUGCCCCUGUCCAAUCUGCCACUCGAUACCCGUCUAUACAUUGUCGGCUUCAAGCAGGGGAGGACAGACCUAUUUUUCAAGCCUCUGGAGGCGAUGCGCGCUGAUGGGGAGGUGAUCCGCAGGGACGACCUGGUAAUCGUGGAGGCGGACAGGGGUAAGGACGUGGGACGCGUGCUCAACGAUGCGCUCACAGUGGAGUCUGUGAGGAAUUUCAUUGCGGUGCAAGCCAAUGAAGCGGCUGGUGCGAGCGCGCCUAGCAGUGGUGGACCAAGCACGCCAGGACUACCAGGAGCCGCAUCCGCUGGUACCAACCUCACCAACGGCCCUGCGCCAUCCGCCGCUUCGUCUCUGGGCAGUCGUGCAGCCAUCGCCGCACGUUCCAUCAACCCUAAGCGCCUCUACUCCAAGGCCUCUCCGAGCGACACCUCUCUACUCGCCUCCAAAGCCGCUGACGAAGAAAGAGCGCUGGCCAUGUGUAUUGCCAAAGUCUCAGCCCGCAACCUCCCCAUGCGCGUUCUCGCCGCCGAGCUGCAGUGGGAUCGUCGCAAGCUGACCUUCUACUACACGGCGGCGAGCAGGGUGGACUUUAGAGCGCUGGUGGCGGACCUGUUCAAGAUUUGGAAGCUGAGGGUCUGGAUGUUUGACGUGGGCAAUCGGAGGGAUCAGAGGGAUUGGUUGAAUCUGGGAGGGGGCCCUCAGAUGCCAGGACAGGGCAUGGGGAUGAUGCAGCAACAAUCUUAUCAGACUGGGAUGGGGAUGGACGGUGGCGGUGGCCAGCCGAGACAGGUGCCAGACUGGGGUGUACCGCUCGAAGGUACUGCGGGCUCGUCGGCAGGGCGUGUUCGGUAG
Molecule: messenger RNA, 3571 nt
Organism: Jaminaea rosea
Lineage: Eukaryota; Fungi; Basidiomycota; Exobasidiomycetes; Microstromatales
Exons: 5
Coding region: 500-3571 (1023 amino acids)
Cellular component (GO): cytoplasm
Source: RefSeq, a predicted model, not a curated record